AUGCCAGACUACUUUCCAACAACUCCUCAGACUAUUAAGUGUCUCAUUCACGGCAACUGGUCAUUGCCAUUACCUUCAUGUGCAUCAGUUUUCCAAUGCAGUCCGAUGCCUCAGUUGGAAAAUGGAAUAGUAGCAGGAAAUAGAUACGAUGCAAUAUUUUCAUGUUUUUAUGGCUAUCGACUACUGAACAGCGGCAGUGCAUAUUGUGGAAAAAACAGUACGUGGAGAUAUCCUAAUCAGAGACCUAGAUGUCAAGUUAUGCGGUGCAAGAAACUCACGUCAUUGUUACAUGGGAAUGUACAAACGCUUGACCUGACAGUGAACAGCACUAUAGACUAUGCUUGUAGGGAAGGAUACAUAAGAGAAGGCAUUAAGUCACGAACAUGUCGUGCUAACAAGAUCACAGCCUAUUGGGACCCGCCAGAGCAAACGAGUACUGUCUCGUGCAAAGCAAAGAAUUGCGGCAGACCAGAAGAAAGGUUGCACUGCAUAAGAAUGGGAAACUACUUUCAGUACCCGGGUGUCGUGAAAUAUGACCGCGCCUACGGACACUGCAUUGUUGGUCCAAAACAAAUUCAAUGUAACUCUUCAGGACAAUGGUCCAACGAGACACCAAGCUGCAAAAAAAUUCAAUGUCCACCUCUUAGCGAUCCCCAAAAUGGUACCGUCCUGUUGAGCUCAGAACAAAGGUUUGUAGAUGAUACGGCUACUUACAGCUGCCAUUCCGGCUAUGAACUAAAUAUGGAUAAAACAUUAACAAUAUUUACUCGAACGUGCCUGCAACCCGAAGAUUUUCGCCAAUGCACAGGAAUUUGGAGUGACAAACCGCCAUGUUGUAUACCAAGGUCAUGCCCAGAUCCUAAUACUUCUAACUUCAGAAAUGGAGGCAUACAAGGAAAUGCGUAUUUUUACCCAGAGACAAUCUCACUAAACUGCACGGUAGGUCACGAGCUCGUUGGAGGAGGAUCUUAUUUUCAAUGCAAUGAAAGUGGCCAGUGGUAUGAAAUAUCGAAACCCAGUGACGACGCAUCAAAUCAGGCAAGAAAAAGAAUCAAUUCAGAACUUGAAAAAGUCAAGAAUUGCAUAUCAAAAACAAUCAAAACAAAGCACUUUUCGCACAAAGUGAGGCAAUUCCCUAGCUGCCAACCUGUAUCGUGUGGACGACCUCCUCCGCUACUGAAUGGGAGGUAUGAAGGACACGUCUUUAGCUACGGAGCCAUGGUACGCUACCACUGCAACGUCGGAUACUGUCUCGUUGGAACCAAUACCUCCAUUUGUUUGAAAGAAGGUUAUUGGAGUUCAAACACACACAGAAAAUGUCAAGCUUUGAAAUGUCCUAAUUUACAAUCGAUAUCCAAUGGUUCAGUUUCGGUGCCUUCAAACUAUUUGGGCGAAACUGCUACUUACCAAUGCAAAACUGGCUUUGAUUUGAUUGGUUCUCGUAAAAGAUCAUGCCAGAAACGUUCAUCAGUGAAUUGCAGUUUGACAUGGACUGAACAUCCACCAACAUGUAGAGCUAAAGAUUGCGGCGAUCCGGGUGUCAUUAGUCGUGGAAGAAUAGCCGUGAUCCAAGGAGACGGAAGGCGAUAUCCAAGUUACAUCCAGUUUAUAUGUAAUCUAGGAUAUCAAAUUGUUGAAGGCACAGAGUUUAUGACGUGUUCAAAUUCACAAGUGUGGAAAGGAAAACGGCCAAAGUGUCAACCUGUAUAUUGUGGUGCGUUGGAACAACCCAAGAAUGGCGAAAUUGUAGGCAACAACUUCUAUUUUGGAGAGUCCGUGACGUUUUCUUGCAAUAGAGGAUAUAUGAUAAUAGGAAAAGAGACUUCAAUGUGCGCGGCGUCUGGUACUUGGACCAAUACGCCACCAAGAUGUAUUGAAACGAGAUGUUUUCCAAUUCAAAGACAGAAACAUGGGCGUGUUGUUGCAACAGGCAACAAAAUUGGCUCUGUUCUUGUAUUUCAAUGUACGUUAGGAUAUGUCCUGAAGGGAUCUUCAACACUUCACUGCGUCCAAAUCAAAAAUUUUCCAGCAAAAUGGAACAUGCCAAUACCGAAAUGCCAAGGCAAAUAUUAAAUUCUUUGCAGUUUACAGGUGAAGUAUAAGAUGUUUUGCAGCAAUAAGGUGCGAGAC
Messenger RNA from Corticium candelabrum, 2130 nucleotides. RefSeq names its product CUB and sushi domain-containing protein 3-like. The record is from RefSeq and is a predicted model, not a curated record. The transcript has 11 exons. Lineage: Eukaryota; Metazoa; Porifera; Homoscleromorpha; Homosclerophorida; Plakinidae. The coding region runs from base 1 to 2073 and encodes 690 amino acids.